Molecule: messenger RNA, 2677 nt
Organism: Notothenia coriiceps (black rockcod)
Lineage: Eukaryota; Metazoa; Chordata; Actinopteri; Perciformes; Nototheniidae
Gene: ccdc73
Product: coiled-coil domain containing 73
Exons: 10
Coding region: 1-2469 (822 amino acids)
Source: RefSeq, a predicted model, not a curated record
AUGAACAAGAAACUAAGAGAGGAAAAUGAAGCUGUGAGAGCAGAAAAGCAGGAAGUGAUGAGGGCUAUGCAGCACGCCCAGCAGCUGCUGCUGUGUCAGACGCAGACAGUCAGCAGAGUCGAUCUGGAGAUGAAGACACAGAGAGAGCAGCAGCAGGCCCUUAAGCAGGAGCACCGGGCGAUGCGGGAGAAAAGCAAGGCCCUGGAAGACAAGGCGGGCCGACUGAUGGAGAGCUACACGGCUUCACAGAACAGCUGGGACAAAGAGAAGGCCAUGUUUCUGGGUCGCAUCAGGAGUGAGCAUCAGGAACUUCAAACUGUGAAAGAGGCUAACGUCGAGCUUCAUCAGAAAAACUCUGAACUGUCCUCACAGGCUUCAGUGCAGGCUCAGCAUAGAAAGGAAUUGGAGAUGAGAGACAUCAGUCCGAGCCACAGUGAUUCUACAGAGGUCUUCUCCACUUUAGUGGAGGGAAUCAGAGGAGAGGAAACUCUUAAUGAACCCUUCUCCAGCGCAGAGCUUAGCUCUGGCAGCUUGCAGCACUUGGCCUCCAUUCAGACCAGAUACCCAGACUGUCUGGAGGACAGUGGAGCUGCGACAGAGAUAGUCACCACUGGAGCAACUGGAGUAGUUGCUGUAUCAAGCCCCGUCCACAGGUCUAUUGAUGUUUCUGUGGACUCGCAGAUCGAAGAGGGGGAAAGAAACGAGGAAGAGCAGUGUAAUAGAGAAGAAGUCCAAGGAGAAAAGAGAGGAACGCUCAUGGCCCAAACAACAGAUAGAGCCGACGGAAGAGAAGAUAGCCUGUUCUCAACAGAAGAUGCAGGGGACCCCCAAACAGAAACAAACGAUAUAGCAGAGGGAGAAGAGACAUGUGGAGCGGAGGAGAGAGGAAAGACAGGGCUGCACACAGCAGAAAUCCAGAUACGGGUCCAGACGACUACUGAUAUGACUAUGGAGAAGAGCAACACACAGCAGGUUGUUGACUCCAUGGACGCUGAGCCACCUCUGACUGACUGUGAGCCCUCAGACUGCUCUCACAGUCUUCCUCAGACAGUCAGUGAGAAGGAUGCUGACUACAGCCAUAUGAAGAAAGAAUAUGAGACCAGGAAAGAAGGACAUUUGGUCUGUUCUGAUGAGCAGCAAAGUCUCGGUCUUGAGACAAACGUAAAUCAACAAAUGCAACGUCUCGGUCAUAAUGAGGUCCAGACCUUUGCUGAGUCACUCGCUCAUCCGCCAAGUCCCAUUCCAGUUUUUGAGAAAAAAACGGAAGACAAAAUAUCCGAGAUAUCAUCAGCCAAUAAACCCACUGAUCUUUCUGUACCAUUAGCUGCUCAGUUGGAUGGUACUGUCAGUAUCCAAGAGUCGGAGCGAGUUACAACACAAGCGAGUAACCCUUCUGACAUCACUAGAAACAUGAAGCUAACAGAUGAAAUUGGUGAUACGCCUGUGAGGGAAGAAUGUGUGUUGGUGACAACAGAGGUUGAACAACAAGCAUUACCUCAAAGUCAGGACAUCUCAGAGCAGAAUGUACAGCUGAAGUCUCCUGUAGCCAAUGGUGAUGAUGAUGGUGAUUCAAAUGCAUGUAAAAAGAAGGAAGACCAGUCAAAUGCUGAGACACUUGAUAACAUUGAGGAUCCUCUGGAAAAAUCUAAUUUGAAGGACAUCUGUGCUGAUAUCACAAUGGGAACUGUUGACCUUGAAUCUCAGGUUGAGACUCUUAGCUGUCGGGAGCAACUGAAAAAUGACAAAAUAGAAGAUGCAGGAGAUGCAAAGAUGACUACAAGUCAAACUGAUUUGAAGCUGUUCAUCCAUCAAAGUCAUGGAAGUAAUGCAUUGCCGGGCAAUAGCAGCAUAAAUGUUAAUGAAAUGCUGCAUGAGGGUACUUCAGAGUUGUCUCUGUCCAGCAAUACGACUUACAGGUCGUCCUUGGACUGGGCCGGUGCUAAGAGAAAAAAUUCAGAAGCCUCCACCUUACAUCCGUCUGCUCAGGGACCUCCUAUGUCUGAACAGAAUACAAGUGAUUCCAGUGGACUCAGACACUGCACCAUACCCUUGUUUCUCAAAAGCAAGCGCACCAAAGUCCCCUUGGUGAUUAGCAAGGUGUCGGAUCUGUUGAAUGCCUCCAGUGUCACUGGGACUGCAGCGUCCACACAGAGACAACAGCAGGGAGAGCGGAAAGAUUCGGGAGAGACCUGCAAAGAGACAACAAACAUGGGGAGCAGAGCUUCUCUGUCCACUACUUCAUUUCCAGUCAAUACUUCUACAGCAGUCAGCAGACUGUCAUGGCAGAACACCCCAGGGUGUAGCAGAGCUCCCACCUCAGCUGCAGGUCCCAGCACAGACGGGGACCUGUCCUGCUCCCAAGAAAGGGAAGACCAACAGGCAUCGUUCAGAACCCAGAUCUCCAAAAUCGAACAGUUCCUCAACACAGAGAGGCUUCGUCUGCCCAAAAGACGGAAAACUGACAACUAAACCAAAAAUGCACUCUUCGGUUGAGGGAUGCUAGUGUUUCUACAAAACUCCUAUGUUGCACGUAUUUGUUAACGUGAUAAGAGCCUUUGCUGUUAGAAAAUGUACAACUGGUAUUGUUUGGGCGUCAAUAAUUGCCUGUUCAUAUUACUGUUAUGACAAAAUAAGAGAACAGGGGAGUUAUUACUCCUCUGAAUGUUUAAAUAUGUAU